Messenger RNA from Amblyraja radiata (thorny skate), 2471 nucleotides. Its product is annotated as mucin-5AC-like. The transcript is spliced from 31 exons. Bases 77 to 2437 code for a protein of 786 amino acids. Lineage: Eukaryota; Metazoa; Chordata; Chondrichthyes; Rajiformes; Rajidae. The record is from RefSeq and is a predicted model, not a curated record.
CAGAACGGGUAGCUAAAUCUGCUGACUCACUGGAAAUGAAACUGCUUCCUAUUCCUUAACUCAAAAGAACAUUUCAAUGGAGUUGAAGUAUUCUAAAGAAAGCUACAGAAUGUGGCCCUUGUGCAUUCUAUUAUUUGCCAUGGUUCAGCGUUCAAAUCAAGGCUCUGAGGGAACCACAACACAAAAAAGUACUACGGUUCAAUAUACUACUUCUAUCCCUUUUACAGCCGAGUCGUCGCCAACAGUGAUAGAACCAAGCACAACAACUGCCACUGCAUCGACUACAUGUUUUUGUCAAGAUUCGACAAUAUCUGCAACCACAGAAGGAAGUACGUCCACAGACCAAAGUACAACGAUGACCUCUUAUGCAACAGAAUCAACAUCAACAGAGACAGAACCAAGCACAACACCUGCCACUGCAUCGACUAUAUGUUUUUGUGAAGAUUCAACAAUUUCUGCAACCACAGAAGAAAGCACGUCCACAGACAAAAGUACAACGAUGACCUCUUAUACAACAGAAUCAACAUCAACAGAGACAGAACCAAGCACAACAACUGCCACUGCAUCGACUACGUCCGCCACCAGCAGCGAAACAACAGAGUCGACAAUAUCUACAUCCACAGAAGAAAGCACAUCCACAGACCAAAGUACAAUGAUGACCUUUUAUACAACAGAAUCAACAUCAACAGAGACAGAACCAAGCACAACAACUGCCACUGCAUCGACUACGUCCGCCACCAGCAGCGAAACAACAGAAGAAAGCACAUCCACAGACCAAAGUCCAAUGAUGACCUCUUAUACAACAGUAUCAACAUCAACAGAGACAGAUUCGCCAAUUUCAGCAACCACAGAAUUAAGCAGAUCCACAGACCAAAGUACAAUGACAACCCCUUAUACAACUGAAUCAACAUCAACAGACACAGAACCAAGCACAACAACUGCCACUGCAUCGCCUACGUCCGCCACCAGCAGCGAAACGACAGAUUCGAUAAUUUCUGCAACCACAGAAGAAAGCACAUCCAUAGACCAAAGUACAACGAUGACCUCUUAUACAACAGAAUCAACAUCAACAGAGACAGAACCAAGCACAACAACUGCCACUGCAUCGACUACAUCCGCCACCAGCAGCGAAACAACAGCUUCAACAACAUCUGCAAGCACAGCAGCAAGCACGUCCACAGAGCAAAGUACAACAAUGACGCCUUAUACAACUGAAUCGACAUCAACAGUGCCAGAACCAAGCACAACAACUGCCACUGCAUCGACUACGUCCGCCACCAGCAGCGAAACGACAGAACCAAGCACAACAACUGCCACUGCAUCGACUACAUCCGCCACCAGCAGCGAAACAACAGAUUCGAUAAUUUCUGCAACCACAGAAGAAAGCUCAUCCAUAGACCAAAGUACAACGAUGACCUCUUAUACAACAGAAUCAACAUCAACAGAGACAGAUUCGCCAAUUUCAGCAACCACAGAAUUAAGCAGAUCCACAGACCAAAGUACAAUGACAACCCCUUAUACAACUGAAUCAACAUCAACAGACACAGAACCAAGCACAACAACUGCCACUGCAUCGACUACGUCCGCCACCAGCAGCGAAACGACAGAACCAAGCACAACAACUGCCACUGCAUCGACUACAUCCGCCACCAGCAGCGAAACAACAGAACCAAGCACAACAACUGCCACUGCAUCGACUACGUCCGCCACCAGCAGCGAAACGACAGAGCCAACCACAACUACUACCUCACGUGCAACCACUCUCGCCACAAGCAACAAAACAACAGAGCCAACCACAACUACUGCUGCACUUGCAAUCUCUCCCACCACAAGCAGCAAAACACCAGAGCCAACCACAACUACUACUGCAUCGACAAACACUCCCACCACAAGCAGCAAAACACCAGAGCCAACCACAACUACUACUACAACUACAAACACUCCCACCACAAGCAGCACAACAACAGAACCAACCACAACUACGACUACAACUACAACCACUCCCACCACAAGCAGCACAACAACAGAGCCAACCACAACUACUACUACACCUACAACCACUCCAACCACAAGCAGCACAACAACAGAGCCAACCACAACUACUACUACACCUACAACCACUCCCACCACAAGCAGCACAACAACAGAACCAACCACAACUACGACUACAACUACAACCACUCCCACCACAAGCAGCACAACAACAGAAUCAACCACAACCACAACUACAACUACAACCACUCCCACCACAAGCAGCACAACAACAGAGCCAACCACAACUACUACAACACCUACAACCACUCCCACCACAAGCAGCACAACAACAGAGCCAACUACAUCUAAAACCACUCCCACCACAAGCAGCACAACAAGUAUAAUUUUGCAUCAACUGUAUGCCUUGUUCAUCUUCCCAGACUCAUAUUUAAGAAAAUACUGAUGCAGGGUCUCAAUCCCAAACUUCACGUAUCCCU